Bombyx mandarina (wild silkworm) is the source of this 2027-nucleotide messenger RNA. It is a transcript of the gene Hakai, whose product is annotated as E3 ubiquitin-protein ligase Hakai. NCBI's taxonomy places the organism in Eukaryota, Metazoa, Arthropoda, Insecta, Lepidoptera, Bombycidae. The record is from RefSeq and is a predicted model, not a curated record. Gene Ontology annotation, biological process: regulation of cell adhesion; protein ubiquitination. Gene Ontology annotation, molecular function: ubiquitin protein ligase activity.
AGCUAGUGACGACUGGAAUAUUAUUUUAAGAAUUUAGCAAAUUCAAAUAAUACAAUAAUUUAACUAUCAUUGAUUGAUGAAAAAAACUAAUCAUAAAUCAUAUAUUAAUUACAUUUAAAUAGUAUAUAAGAGCGCUCAACAAAACCUAAUAGCUUACAUCAAGAGGUUAGCUUAUGAAUUUGUGGCUUUCAUAAGUGAAACUGGAAAUGAACACAGAAAAAAGGAACGGCCGUGGACGAGGCAGAGGUCGUGGUCGCGGAAGAGGUAGGGGUAGAGGCAGAGGUAGAGGUAAAAAAGUUCCUAAAGUAAUGUCCAGUGACGAAGAGGAAUGUUCUGUAGAAGAAACCUCACAAGAUGCUGAAGAACCAGUAGUUGAGGAGCCUAAGGAAGAACCCGAACCGGUUGACCCACCCAAACUGGAAGUUCCCUCAGACAUAUCACAAUUAGAAGCACCAGUCUUCACAACUUUGCAAAGAGGACCACCUGAACCGAUGCUGCGACUCGAUUGGAGCCACCGAGCUACACUUAUUGGAGAGAAGGUCUUGAAUCCAAUGAUAUACUGCUGUGAUACAUGCUCCAAACCUAUUCUUAUUUAUGGAAGAAUGAUACCAUGCAAACAUGUCUUCUGUUUAUCUUGUGCUCGUGCUGAUCACACGCACUGCCCUCGGUGUAGAGAGAAGGUUCUCCGAGUAGAACAAACCGGUUUGGGCACAGUUUAUAUGUGCACACAUUCCGGAACACGUUAUGGCAAUACAGGAUGCAGGAGAACUUAUUUAUCGCAGCGAGACCUACAAGCACACAUCAACCAUAGACACGUGUCAUCCGGUAACACUGAACCGAAAGUAGAACCGGAAACUCCAUCUCCUUCCGUACCUGUGGUCAAACCUAUUACACCGAUGUCGGUGGGUACGAGCGACCCACGGGGGCACGGCCGACCCCGCACCAACCUCAUCACCGUGCCCAUACAUGACCACACUGACCAGCACAACUAUUACAACUAUUACACGCAGCCCCCGCCGUCCGUGACGUCGGUGCCGGUCCUGCAGUCGCUCAGCGUCCCGCCGCCGCCCUACUACGCGCCGCCGCCCGCGCCCCACGCACCGCACGCACCCCACGCACCGCACCCACCCCACCACUACGUGCCGCCGCCCGGUGGUACGAUAUCUACAGCAGUAAGCGGUGUGUCUCCUGUCCCGAACGUGACUCCAGCGAGCGGGGAGGCGGGGCGUUGGGGGGACGGCUACUCCGGGAGCUGGCCUCCCCCCCAUCCCUACUACCGGUAGCGGUACCGGACCACCAUACGCACGCGGUACACCAUGCGGAGGUUCUAAUCGACGAGAACGUGCGGGUUAUUGUCGUGCUUAAACGUCUUAAGUAAUAGUGCUGAAACAUUCAACUUGUCAGUUAUGUGAAAUAGAAAACAAAAUGUGUACCGAAUAUUGCAUACCGCUAGGUACAUCUGAUAGACGUGCGAUCGUACACGUGUGCAACAAAAUUUAUAAAUAGACAGCAGAUUAAAUACCUCCAUGAAUCUUAGUCAAAUAUUUGUGUACUAAAAUUGUGUUAGACAAAAGUGCUACUAAAAAUUGUGCAAAAUGAUUAAUAUACUACACAAGUAUAAUUUACACUUAAAUGUCGAGAAUAUGUGUAUAUGAAGUACUCAGUAACAAUGAUUACAAAAGUUCUGUGGAUUAUUGUAUUUUCAUAUGACAUUGUGCUCGAAUGGAAUGUACCUAAGUGCGUAAAAACAAACCAGUCAGACCUACUGAGAAGAUCCAAAAAUUUAAUCUGAUUCUUAUAUUAUUACAUUUAAAUAUAAAAUUAAAUGUGGACUUGUGAUGAAAUACUACAACAUUGUUAUUCUAGACAUCGGAGAGCAGCAUUACUGUAAAUAAGAAAUGGCUAUACUUAGUUGUCCUUGCACAGACGUAUUGAGACUCGAUUAAAUAUAACUGAAUAAUUAAAUUACAAGAAACUUAUACAAUUUGUCUGCUCAAUAGUUUAAGUUUCCGUUUUUGGGAGAAUAA